Messenger RNA from Vitis vinifera (wine grape), 3756 nucleotides. RefSeq lists its product as uncharacterized. Gene Ontology annotation, molecular function: ureidoglycolate hydrolase activity. The record is from RefSeq and is a predicted model, not a curated record. The transcript is spliced from 2 exons. NCBI's taxonomy places the organism in Eukaryota, Viridiplantae, Streptophyta, Magnoliopsida, Vitales, Vitaceae. Bases 107 to 751 code for a protein of 214 amino acids.
UCACAAUCGUUCGUUCCUGGCCAAUCCUUUGGGAUGGUGACGGCUAAUCUCUUCCAUAUAUCAAGAAUUGCGCGGGAGGAAUGAGCUGUUCAGUAUACAUCUGGAAAUGGAUACUGCCGGCGCGCCAAAUACGCCGCCGUCGAAGCUGAAGCUGACGCCAAUCGAAGCAACUCCGGAGACUUUCAAGGAAUUUGGGCAGGUGAUCGGGGUUUCGCCGGACGGUGAGAAGUUCGGACCUCAGGAUGCGCAGUUAGACCUCAGUCGAGGCAUUCCCAGGUUCUACAUUAUGCAUCUUGAAGACCAACCACUCAAGUUUUCUUCGAUUACACAUCAUGCAAGUGUGACCCAGUGCCUUGGUUCGAUUGGUGGCCAUGUUUGGUAUCUUGGAGUUGCUAAGCCAUCCAUCCUGGAGCCAGAUGAAAUUAACGGUGAUGCAGGCAUGAAUAUUGUGAAGUCACGCCGUGGUCACUUCUAUGUGCCUCCUGCUGUUGAGGAUGUGCGCAUUUUCAGAAUUUCAGGUCCUAAGUUUCUAAAACUGAAUCAUGGAACAUGGCAUGCUGGUCCUUUGUUUAAGGCUGAUACAAUGGACUUCUACAAUCUAGAACUCAGCGACACCAAUGUGAGCUUCUCUCAUCCUCUGUCUCCACUUUUUGUAAAUUUCAAAUUCCUUUGGUGCAUUUGCAAAGCUACUCUGGAAUUUAUUUCUGUCUUCACUCAAUGCAUCCUGUACAUCUGCUUCAUGACUUGUUAGACUUUGCGGUAUUUAUUUAUAAUUUCUCCCGAAAAAUAAAAACAACUCAGUGGUAAAUGUCAGCUUAACAAAGCUUUUCAUUCCAGCUAUUUAGGCAUUGAAUAAAUGAAUCUUAGCAAUUUAGCUCUAUCCGAGGUCAUGUUCUCCUAUAGAAUGUGUCAUCACACCUUUCUCACCUCCUCAACCCCACUCUUUUUUGGUUCACUUCUUAUCCUUUGUGGCGCCUUUUACUUUAAUCUAAUCGCUCCUUCUUGGUGGUUUACCUAUCGGACUUUUAGCACCUGAAAGAACCAUCUUGAAUGACUUCUCCUCAUUUUGUCCUCAAAUCAGAUUGCUUCUAGUUCCUCAAGAAGAGUUCAUUGUUCCAUCUCUAUUUUUCUAUUGCCAUCUGUUGUGAAAAUCAGAAGGAAUUCAAAGUAGAGGUUAUUAUCAUACCCCAAGCAUGAUGUCAAAUUUAGUUUGAUUAAAUGAGACUGAUUGGUUAUGCUCUUGAGGAAACCUGAUUCUAUCAUAUGCCCAACCUUUGAAUGGAACCAUCGUCUCUUCCCUUUUAACAUAUGUAAAGAGCCUGUUAAUAAGUUUAUCCCAUUUAGAACUGUAGUUAGCAACUUGAGUGAGUGCAGAGUUCCACCACCAGUUAGGAUUAAGACUAGGGCAGUUUUACGAAUGUGAAAAGUCAUAAUUUGUGGAACAAGUUGACCUGACAUCAAGAUAAGGAGAAGCAGCUAGUUUCCUGUUACAUUUGUGCAGCAGACCGCCAAAACUGGUUCAAAUUAAGAUUUCUGAAGUCCUAUCUGGAAAACAUUCCCACAAAACUAAUAAGGAGAGUCAACCAUUCCACCGUGUCCUUGACUUGCUCAUGCCUAUUUUCACAUAAAAAAAUGAACCUUAUCUCCCUUGCUUUUGUUCUUUAGGAAGUGAACUGCCUCUAAAAUAAACUAGUUUGUUAUCAGUGAUAUAACUUCCUGGGAGAGAGAUGCACUUAACCAUCAUUUUGAGGUAAUUGCCAUGUAAUACAACCUUACUGCUCCUGUAUUAUUUUUCUAGUUUCUUGGUCCUUGGAGUCAAAGAUAGUUAAUAUCUGUAAGUAAGUCACCUUUAGUUGUAGAAGAUGUGUUUUAGUGCACUAUAUAUAUGUAUAUAUAUUAAAUGUGAAUCUCGGUUAUGGAUUACACUUGGGGGGUGAAUAGGUGUCUUCUAAACUAAAGAGAUUGUUAACAAGCUAAGUCUAUCACUCCCCUAAUUUUUUUCCUGUUUUUGUCCUCUUAGUUUUUCAUCAAACAAUAGACAACACAAGCAAUGAUGAAACAAAAACACUCUCUCUAACAGUUUAAACAUGCAAAUGGGACAACACUCUCCCAAACAGUUUAAGCAACCAUUCAUCAAUAACAGUUGAUCUUUUUAACUCUCAUAGUUAUAAGAACAAAAACACUUAAGACUUUCAUCCACAGAAGUAAGUAUAUUCAGUCACAUGCAGUCCUUAGUCAUCCAACACUUCCAACAACCAAGACUUCCGACAUAGCCGACUAAAACCACAUUUGCGGCUAGAAUAUUCAGAGGUCCAAGUAAAAUUACGAGAUAAUGGGGAGAGAUGAGAGACAAAAAUGUUAGGAUUUAAUGUUUGGAAGAUCUCCAAAGAGGUCAAAAACCAUGGGCCUCCAACAAUCACAUGAUCCUCCAUAAAGAAAACAUUGAAUACAAGGUUUUAUUCAGUCCAAUUAUUCCAAUCAUCUCUCUGACUGCUUGUCUUGGGCUUUCUGAACUUCAGCUUCACUCUAUCUUGAGCACACUUGGAAUUAUCUAGUGCAAUCUCAGCCUCCUCUUGAUACCCCACAAAAAAGAUGAACCCAGAGAAGGAAUAGAAAGUAAAACUGAAUCUACUUUUUUUUGUCAGAGAAAUCCUCUCACUCAAAAGGGACUCUUUAUCAUGGAUGCCUCUCUCUUGGAAAGUUUGGUUUAAAUAGAGGUUGAAAGGAUCAAUCCAAAAACUCAGAUUUGAUCAGAAAAAAAAAAAAAAAAAAAAAAAUUAUAUGCCAACCAAUGGAACUUUGGGAUUUAUAUUUCAGACUAGCCCUUUUAGUUCUUAAGAUGGAUCAAUUGUACAGGAAGUUAGAACAAUUGCACAAUUAGCUAUUUGAAUGAUUUUUGAAGACAGAUGAUGCUUUGAACGUCCAAUAAAAUUUUAGCCACAACAUAUACAUUUGAUAUAUCCAGUUAGACCAAUUUUUAGACUCAUCUACAAUCCCAAACUGUUCACCAUUCCCUCUAGCUAUCCUCAAUGUCAGUCCAUGGAAGGAUUUCAAAGUACCGAGUUGAGAGAAUUCAAUGAAAUUCUGAGAGAAAAUAUAUAUGUGCAGCCAAAAAAAGGGUGCAACCUCAAUACACAAAAGCGUACAAAGAUCACAUUCUCCUCCGCUGUGAAAAGGCAAGGACUCUUUGGGUGUUGCUUUUAUCUAUGUUCGGGGUGCAGUGGGUGCUGCCAGCCACUGUUAAGGAGAUGCUUUUGGGGUGGAAUGGGACUUUUGUGGGAAAGAAGAGGAAGGGUGUUUGGAGAGCAAGUCCUUUGCGCCUCUUUUGGACGGUUUGGAAGGCAAGGAACAAAGUUGCUUUUGAGGAAGAAGAGUUGUCAAUUCAAAGGCUGAAGUUUUCUUUUGUUUAUUUUCUUUGGUCAAAGACGAAAUUGUCUAUAAAAGAUGGUUCUUCGACCUUAGUUGAUUUUGUUGGUUGGAUGGCAACCCGUUAAGGGUGUGGGUAGGGGAGCUCCUCUGGCCUUGGCGUUCAGCUAGGGUGUGAGGGGUGUUUUUCUUUCUUGUAAAUUUAAGCCACUGCUUUGAUGGUUUUUUAAUACAAUCUCUUUACUUACCAUAAAAAAAAAAAAAUACACGAAAGCGUACAAAGAACAACAGUAAACCAAAGAACAGAACAAAGAAAAAAAAAACCGAGAAGAGAGAGAAACUGUAAAGCCUAUUAGUAUACAAAAAUAUCAUUAUAUCAGAGACAAAAUU